CAGUCAAAUAAUUUUGUACUCAAAAAACAUAAUAUUCAUUCCAAUAACCAAAAACCAUUAUCUGCCAGUGUUUGUAUUUGUGUCAUGACAAUUUUUAUUCGUCCAAUAUCAUUACAUUAUCGCCAGUAAAUUUAUUGAUUUAUUUGGGCGUCGUCGGUUAAAAUUUCCCAAAAAAAAAAUAAAUAUUCGAUAAUAGCAUUUGUGCAUAUGUUUGUGUCGUUUGAUUGGUGGCGUGUGUGCGUGACACUUCAAUUUCGAAUCGAAUUUUUUUUUAUUAUCAUACUACAUAACCUACAUCAUCAUCAAGAUAUAUAUAGGAUCGUUUGGAUCCUUAAUUCUAAUCAAUUUUUGUUUUGUUGUUGUCUAUUUUGUUAUGUGCAUGUGUGUGUGUGUGUGUGUGUCUCACCUGUUUUCUUGAAAAAAUUUUUUUUUUCUACUUCGUCUUCAUCCGAAUGACAAUGGAAAAGUCGAUUCAAUCGAUGAUGAUGACAAUGGAUUCGAAUCAAAUGAUUUUAAUCAAAUUAUUCAUAUCCGGUUUAAUGUCUUACAUUCUUGGCAUUAUAUAUCAAUUGUGUUUGACAAAACAAUCGAUACGUGUGAAACAUUUUUACAAUAUUUCCACUGGAUUAUUGAUCAGUUAUUUUAAUUUUGGCAUACAAACUGGUCAUUCAUUCAUAACAUGUAUGAUUAUAUGGUCGACGAUUCGUUUAUUUGGCGCCACACGUUUAAUGGUCGCUUUGAAUUGUAUUUUUUGUAUGUCAUAUCUUUUAUGUGGAUAUUAUGAUAAAUAUGUGAAUGAUGUCCAUGAAAUAACAUGGACAAUGCCACAAUGUGUAUUAACAUUAUCAUUAAUGGCUUUAUCAUUCGAUAUUUAUGAUGGUCAACGAAAUUUAAAAUCACGAAAACAAUGUUCAAAUGAUAAAAAAACUCUACCACUAAUGAAUGAAGAUACAGCAUUGGAAAGAAUACCAACAUUUAUUGAGAUUAUAUCAAAAAUAUAUUUUCCACCAAUAUUUUUAAUUGGUCCACAAGUUAAAUUUAAAGAUUAUAUUGAUUUUAUUGAAUCUAGAGAAUCGAUAUUUGAAUCAUGUUGGAAACCAUCAAUUUUACGAUUCUUUUCUGGUAUCAUUUAUUUAUCCAUUUUUCAAAUUGGUAAUUUGUAUUGGCCAACCAGAUUCCUGCUAACUGAUGAUUUUAAAUCAAUGGGAUUAUUGGCAAAAUUAUCCUGUAUAGCCGUGUUGAAUAAAAUAACAUUAUGUAAAUAUAUUUCUGGUUGGCUUAUAUCGGAAGGUGCUUGUAUUAUGUAUGGCAUCGCCAGAAAUCCAUUGAAUACACAUCAACAUGAUCGUUGUAGUAAUGUUAGUAUAUUUCAUUUUGAAACAACAGCUACCUUCCGUGGUAUAAUUGAAUCAUUCAAUAUAACAACGAAUCAAUUUGCAAUGAAAUAUGUUUACAAACGAUUACGAUUUCUUGGUUCAAAAAUGUUGAGCCAUUUGUUUACAUUAUUCUUUCUGGCUUUAUGGCAUGGUUUUGCCACCGGUUAUUAUAAUACAUUUGCAUUAGAAUUUCUUAUCGUAAAAAUGGAAACAGAUAUUGCCAACAAAGUGAUUGAAUAUCGUACGAAAAAUCAUCGAUUCAAUCAAAUUCUGAAUAACAUUUAUAUUCGUUGGAUCAUUUAUUUAUUGAUGCGUAUACAUGUCAUUUAUAUGCUUAGCUAUUCACUUGUAUCAUUCACAACAUUAGAUUCUCAACAAUGGACAUCCAUAUUAAGUGAAGUUUACUUUUUUGGACAUUUUAUCUAUAUCGGUUGGUUUAUCGUAUCCAUGUUGUUCAAUUAUUUCAUACCAAUCAUUUCAUCACAACGUAAAGUUCCUAUUGAAAUGAAAAAUAAAUAA
This is a messenger RNA of Dermatophagoides farinae (American house dust mite), 1895 nucleotides long. Its product is annotated as lysophospholipid acyltransferase 5. The record is from RefSeq and is a predicted model, not a curated record. Gene Ontology annotation, biological process: lipid modification; phosphatidylcholine biosynthetic process. Lineage: Eukaryota; Metazoa; Arthropoda; Arachnida; Sarcoptiformes; Pyroglyphidae. Gene Ontology annotation, cellular component: membrane. Gene Ontology annotation, molecular function: lysophospholipid acyltransferase activity; 1-acylglycerophosphocholine O-acyltransferase activity.